Messenger RNA from Cloeon dipterum, 1981 nucleotides. RefSeq names its product MICOS complex subunit Mic60-like. The record is from RefSeq and is a predicted model, not a curated record. Gene Ontology annotation, biological process: cristae formation. The transcript has 10 exons. NCBI's taxonomy places the organism in Eukaryota, Metazoa, Arthropoda, Insecta, Ephemeroptera, Baetidae. Gene Ontology annotation, cellular component: MICOS complex. Bases 34 to 1965 code for a protein of 643 amino acids.
CGAAAUCCAUAGGAAUUUCUGUUUCGCUCACUGAUGUUUUCGAAUGCAUCUAAAAACGUAAACCGUCUCUUAGCAGCACGGGGCUCGCUUCGAUGCUCUCCAAGCCCAAGGUGGGUUAACAAAAUCCACCGUGGACCCGAGCCGUCGAAAAAGUCCGUGUCUGGUGUAGGCUUUGCUCUGGCUGGAGCAACCGUUGCCAGCGCCGCCCUUUACGCUCGCUCGGGCAAAACUCUAUUCAGUCUGCCGUUCAUCGGUAUUUUGUUCGAGGAGAAGGAAAACCAAGACACGGAAGAAUACGUCCACUUACCGGUGGAAGAGGUGAAAAAGUCAGUCGUGGAAGAGAUUCUCGAGAUGCGUCCGGUCGAGCGAUUCGAAGCGGCCAACAAACUGCUCACAGAGUUGACCACCAACUUGGGUUUGAGUGUUUUUGCCGCUGUGUCGCUAAACAGUUUGGCCGCGAAGUCGAUCAGAGCGUUGGAAGACGACAUGUCAAUUUUCGCCAAAGACCUCAGCAACAGCACCUCUCACGACUCUGGCAGUGACGAAGCUGUGCUACGCCUGCUCAUAAGCGACAAGGAACUGCAACUGACUCUGAUCAAGGCUCAGAAAACCACGUUGGAGGCCAAGGAUCGUUUGGAGGCCCUGGAGGGCAUUCUUCGCGAGCUGUGUUGCUCCAAGAUCCCCCUGUCUGAGGAGGUAAUCGAAAAGGCAGAAAACGGACUGAGCGAGGCGCGAACGGAGCUGAAGGAAGCUGAGGAUUUCCUGGACCUUUCGAUCAAAAGCACUGGCCCGCCAGAGGCACUGCUCAGCCGCGUCAUCCGUUUGACCACCGACAUGGAGGAGGACCUGGGUUUCUCGUUAUCCGGCCUGUGCAGCACCGAGACCAGGGAACUGUACAACCGCGCUUUGGCUCUGCAUUUGGAACAGACGCGACGCAGCACCGAGAGGCAGAUGGAUGAGUUGGGCAGACGAUCAAGCGAGCUGAGACAAUUUGUUGGCGAGGGAGGCGAGAGGCGCCGGUUGGACGCACUUCUCAACAGCAAAGAGGAAGAGUUGCGCCGGAGCGUCCAAGAGCAGAACCACUUCCAAUUAAACCAGCUGAAGAAAAAGCUGGAGCACCAGAUCUUAGAGGAGAAGCAGGCCAGUAUAAAGGGGGCCGCGCUGAAACAUGAGUCCGUUCUCAGAGCCAGGAGUUUCACGUUUGACAGGGAGGUGAAGGAUAAGGUGAAAAAAGCCAAGGAAGACCUUGAUAAGUGGAAGCUGGAAAUCAGUCAAGAUCUCGCGGAGUUGGGUCCAAAUAUGAAAAGGCACGAGUUGAACUUGAAGAAGCUGAGCGACGCAUUCACCUUCGCCAACGCUUGCUUCCGACUUGAGUCGGCACUGACGAGCGACCCGUUCCCACAGCUCGACUGGAAGCACCAGGUCCAGCCCAUCAAGCACCACUUACAGCAGAUGAGCGACAACGCCGAGGGCAAACGCGACUUUGUGCGCGCCGUCAUCGACAGUGUGCCAGUGGCGGCCAUCAACCGCGGCGUGUACACGCAGAACGCGCUGCGGCAGCGCUUCUUUGAGAUGGAGCCGACCGCGCGCAAGGUGUCGCUGCUCAAGAAGAGAGACCACAACUCAACCAUCCUCUAUCUCAUGUCCUACUUGCGCUCAAUUCUGCUCGUGCGGCCCGUCGGCUGCAUUUCCAACCUCGAGAAGACCAACCAGCCAGUCCAGAUCGGCGACCUGACCAACGAAGAACUGCUUGAUAGGGCUAGGUACUUCAUGGAACUAGGCGACCUGAGGCAGGCUGCAUCCUACGUCAACAUGCUGCAAGGAGUGGCGCAGCACGUGAGCAGUGGCUGGGCUGAGGAAGUGGUUUUGCACCUGACAGUGUCGCAGGCGGCGCACGCCCUCUCAGCAAUUGCAGCCACGAUCAUGAACCAGUACAACCAGGGGGUGAAAACUGACGUGGAUUAAAUGCAAUCUGUUUGGA